Molecule: messenger RNA, 1908 nt
Organism: Coregonus clupeaformis (lake whitefish)
Lineage: Eukaryota; Metazoa; Chordata; Actinopteri; Salmoniformes; Salmonidae
Product: putative claudin-24
Exons: 1
Coding region: 494-1177 (227 amino acids)
Biological process (GO): cell adhesion; bicellular tight junction assembly
Cellular component (GO): bicellular tight junction; plasma membrane
Molecular function (GO): structural molecule activity
Source: RefSeq, a predicted model, not a curated record
CGGCUGAAGCGAGCCUCCAAGGGGAGGGCAACAUGUCAGCAAGCCACCACUCUCCUCCUCUCAACUGCAGAUGAUGUGUGCAUGUUUUGAGUGAACUACUGAUCUUUUGAAGAAGUUACUCCCUCCCAGCCCAUGCUGGUAGUUGUAAACCCUAAUUGGACAAACAGUCUUUUGAACAAAUUGAGCCUUGAUAGGAACCUACUGGCCGUAGCUUCCUCUUGCUUCAACUGGCUGCAGUUCAGAAAGACAGGAGUAGAGAGAAGCAGUCGGGAGCCCUGGCUGCAGCUGACUGUGGCACAGAGAGACAGGAGUAGAGAGAAGCAGUCGGGAGCCCUGGCUGCAGCUGACUGUGGCACAGAGAGACAGGAGUAGAGAGAAGCAGUCGGGAGCCCUGGCUGCAGUUGACUGUGGCACAGAGAGACAGGGGGAGCAAGCAACUCGGGAGCCAGAGCUGAGCUGAGCCGGAGAGUGGCCACUCAGAGUGGGCAGCACUAUGGAUCCGGGGGUGUGCGCUCUGGAACUCCUCGGGGUCCUCUUCUCCAUUGGUGCCUGGAUCUGCUCGCUGGCCACCACCAUCAUGUCCACCUGGCUGACCCUGUCCACCGACCUGCUGCCCGCGGAGAGCUACGAGCUGGGCCUGUGGGAGACAUGUGUGGUGCAGGACCUUGGAAUUCUGGAGUGCAGACCCUAUGACAGUCUCCUCGGCCUGCCCCCAGACAUCAAACUAGCCCGGAUCCUCAUGUGUGUAACAGUGGCCACUGGCCUCCUGGGUCUCCUGCUAGCCAUUCCUGGAAUCUACUGGGUCAACAGCUGCAACCAGGGGUCUGAGGGGUUGAGGGUGAAGAGAUUGAUGAAGAUGCUGGGGGGGAUAUUGUGCUUGGUCGCAGGGAUACUGGGUCUCAUACCUGUGUCUUACAUCGCUCACCUGACGGUUAUGCGGUUCUUCGAUGAGGCCGUGCCAGCCAUCGUGCCGCGAUGGGAGUUUGGGGAUGCCCUGUUUUGUGGCUGGACGGCAGGGUUUCUACACCUGGUGGCUGGCUCUCUGCUGGUCACCUCCUGCGUGUGCCUACAAGAUGAGCCCUGCACCUUACAAAUGCCCAUACCGCUACAGAGAAGACAUACACACGUACACACUACCAAUACCCCACAUAGGAAGAGGUCCAUGGAAUAUGUUUGAUAAGCUAUUGAGAUGUGAGAACAGUAUUGUCAGUAACCUCUGCCCUGUCUCUAUCAAUGGUGAAUAAAACGCUGCUUACCUAAAGCUUUUUCAUGCUUAUCUACAUUAGCUAAAGUUAUUGAGUACUCUUGCUGGGACAAAUCUUUCUCCAUAUAUUGAGACAGAAUUUGCAAACAAUGCUGGUACUUAUUUCAGUCAGUCAGACAGGGUUUUGUGCAUGUCAUGUUUGCAAAAAAUAUCACCUACAUUUAUCAAACAGAAAUUCUUUACGGAACCAAAGAGACUACAGUUUUUAAAGCUGCCAUUUCUUCCUAAUAUGUCGCUAUGCCUGCUGUAGGUACUGUGUAAGAGAUACUGUGCAAUGGUGACAAUUUGAUGACAAGCAGUAUAUUGUCUGUGAAAUUACUGUAAGCUUAAACUCUGACCAAGGUUGAUUAUACUGUAUGUCAAUAUAUCAAUGAUUGUCUUGGAUAUCAUAUCUUAUAUUAUCUCUUGAAUAUCUUAUCGCAAUACCAGUUGUUCUUUACAGCAUCUAUCAUCAUUGUUGUCCAAUUACUAAAUGAAGCCAGUUUGAAUGAAGCUGGUUUCUCACUAGGAAGUGCAUAAAAAAUUGAUCCCUUCUUGAUAUUGUUAUAGCCUACACAGUUACUCAAUAAACAAUGUGUUACAGGAAUAAUUAAUCAUACAAAUUGUAAAUAGAACAAAAGAGAAAAAGUAUAACAUAUUGUAGA